CCCUUUCAUUGUUACUCCCCGACCCGUAAACCCAUCUCCUCUCCUCUCUUCUCUGAACGUGAACGAAAUCAACGAACCAUAGAGCUACCGCAGCCCCCAAUCCGCGCAGCCACCGCAGCGACAGUUUUGACAAACGCAGCCCCACAGACCCCACCGCGUCGUUGUGUUCGCCAAGCUCGCUUUCUUUGUGUUAGUCGGUGUCGCGUCGUCUGUGUUCGCCGUCGCUCGCCCUCCUCCUCGCCGACCUCGCCUUCUCUUGUGUUAACCGGUUAUUGUUUGUUGAGGAACCCGCGCUUCUCGAUGGAACUUGGUGUUGUUAUCUUUAAGGCUGAUGGAUCAAGCAGCCAUGUGGGACUCACUUAUUGAGGAACUCUGCAUCUAUCAUUAAAACAUAUCAACCUGUCUGAUCGACCGAACCCAUUCCCCCCAAAACCACUCUGCGCAUCCACCAUCCACAGAGCCUACGUCGCUGCCACACGCCUCGCCGUCGACGCUGUUGUUAGUCACCGGCAGCGAGUAUCUUCUGUUUCUCUCCUUAAAGAAUAGGAUCAUUAAUCAUGGAUGCACAAGCUAAGAAAAAGGCAGCUUUUCGUGCUAAAUUGGCCCAGAAGAAGGAAAAGCGUAUAGAUUCUCCCCUUGUAAGGUAUAAUGAAUUCAAUCAACCUGUUUGUCGGGUUUGUGAUGUUGUUCUGAAGUCUGAAUCUAUAUGGGAUGCACACCAAAUCUCCCGUAAGCAUCGCGAGGCGAUUGAUAAUCUUAAAGCUAAUGCAGCUGGAUUAACGCAGCAAAACAAUGCAAAGCCUGCUGUUGGUAACAGAUUUCCCAAAGCCAAACCUGAACAACCUUCCGAACCACUAUCCAAAAAGCCUGAACCUUCACAAGAAGUACCUAAAGCCCAGUCGUCGUCUGUGCUUCCACCAAAUUUUUUUGAUGACAGUGCAAGGAAAACCGAAAAGAAAUCAUCUGAUUCAGGAAGAAAUGUGGGAGUUUCUGCUCAAAGUCAGGUGUCAAAGUUGGAGGAAAGAGGUAAUUUUCGUGGUCAUGAUGCUGCGCCGUCAAAGGUUAGUCAAGCAACAACAGAGACUAGGCAGACCUCAGCCAAAACUUCUGAUGCAGAGGACAACCAAACAAAAGGAUCUCUGCCUGAAGGCUUUUUUGACAAUAAGGAUGCGGAUUUGCGGGCACGUGGCAUUAAGCCUGUGAAGCCAGAUGUCAAGGAUGAGUACAAGGAGUUUGAGAAGCUGAUUCAAGAGGACUUGAAGGAGGUGGAUGACCGAUUGGAAGAAGAAGAGAUUGAUGCUGCUGAAAUGAUAGAAGAAGCUGAAUCCGUUGAACAAAAGAUCUUCAGGGAGAGAGUGGAAAUGUUGAAGAAAAAGAGACUGGAGCUGAAAGCAGCAAAGUCAGCAAAGCGAGGUAAAACUUGUGAGGGUGAAACCAAGGAGGAGUCAAGGCAUGAAGAAGAGUCAUCCAGUGAUGAUGAAAGUGGUGAAAAUUUUGCUGUGGACUGGAGAGCACAACACUUGUGAAUGCUAAUUGAUAACUAACACUUGAUAUUUGUUUAAUUCCAUAUACUAUGUACACUAACACCACAGUUUGUAUGUAGAACAAUUUACUCAACACUAGGCAUUACACCUAUUUACCCAGCCCCAAUCCUAGGCAUUACACCCAUGUUUCACACACACACAACACACUCACACACUAUCAUGGGUAUCAUGGGUUCUUAAACCAACAACCAGCCUCAGCUGGGAUUAGAACCCGGAUGCAGCGUUGUAUGAGGCAGAUAGAUAUGUCAUCUGUGCUGGGCCUCUGCUGCCCCCAACAUGAGAGUCUAUGUCUCACAUGAUUCACUUUUGGGCUUUUGGUCUUCUACUUGGAAGGCUAUUGAAGCCCAUUUUGCUGUAAUCAGGUCCAGCCAGGUGUGUUCGUUCUUUUCGGGCUUAAGAAAACACAUACCCACAUACUGAUACAUUUAAUUGAAGAUUAAGAUGCGUUCGUAUUCCGAUAA
Messenger RNA from Arachis ipaensis, 2005 nucleotides. Its product is annotated as protein ABA AND ROS SENSITIVE 1. The record is from RefSeq and is a predicted model, not a curated record. Gene Ontology annotation, biological process: mitotic DNA replication checkpoint signaling; mitotic DNA damage checkpoint signaling; nuclear DNA replication. NCBI's taxonomy places the organism in Eukaryota, Viridiplantae, Streptophyta, Magnoliopsida, Fabales, Fabaceae. Gene Ontology annotation, cellular component: nucleus; spliceosomal complex. Gene Ontology annotation, molecular function: zinc ion binding; nucleic acid binding.